Messenger RNA from Exaiptasia diaphana, 930 nucleotides. RefSeq lists its product as uncharacterized. The record is from RefSeq and is a predicted model, not a curated record. Lineage: Eukaryota; Metazoa; Cnidaria; Anthozoa; Actiniaria; Aiptasiidae.
GCGUCGAAGAAAGGGACAAUCAAAGCAGGACUGGCWAGGGACAUCAACCUAUACCUCAAACUUACAUAUAUACUAGAUAUUAGAUUGGAUAUACCAUGAAUCUAUCGAUUCUUUUAGCCUUAGUCGUUSUACUUACAGUCAUUCAAAACUUGUUAGCGUCGCCACUAGUCAACAACGACGCAAAAGUAGCCGCCUUUUCUGACGAAGACUGUCCCCCCGGUAUCUGGACUUGUAAGAARAARAGACAACUCCUUCAGGAACAGCAAAUGGGCAUUAAACAUGAUGCCGAUUGUCCCCCCGGUAUUUGGACUUGCAAGAAAAAACGACAGAUCRUUCCUAAGCCUCAAAUGGGCAUCAAACACGACGAAGACUGUCCUCCAGGUAUCUGGACUUGCAAGAAGAAGCGACAGAACGUACCUCAGCCUAUCUGGACUUGCAAGAAGAAACGGGAGUACGUUCCAAAGCCACAAAAAGGCAUCAAACACGACGAAGACUGUCCCCCCGGAAUCUGGACUUGCAAGAAGAAGAGAGAGGAAAAUUUCACCAAGAAACGACUUGACAUGCUAAGAAAAUGGAUACAAGAGAAAGCGGAAAGAGAAGCAAGACAGAUUAUGAACGCUGCUUCRAAGAAAAGUCAACUUGGGCAAAAGAAACGCGAGUGUCCACUUGGAAUAUGGGUGUGUUAGUAGAUGAACACGGACAUAGAAAUGUUAUUUCUAAAAAGUGAAGAUUUGAAAUAGUUUUACCCUUUUAAUAAGGAUGUAUUAGCGAGAAACAAGUAUUCUGAUUGCUGUAGUUGUUGUCUAACUUAUUUCUAUUUAUAUGAAGUUAAAUAAACAUUAAAAGCAUUCUAUUUAAMAUAUCAUAAAACCACCAGAGUUAUAUGAAGGGCUUUUUACUUGAACGAAAAAUAAAGCAUUCUGAAUACGA